AUGUGGUCCUACCGGCAUAGUCGUUCCCGUACAUCACCCAGUCAUCGCUCGUUCGCAGAUCCAUCUGAGGAUAUUCUGUUUGGCCCCGGAGGCGAGCUUUCGAUAGGCACUGAUCAAGAUGUUAACUCAGGAUCCGACCCGUCACCACAACCGCAGUCUCAGAACCAGCCACAAUUUCCUGCGGGUGCCACUUCCUCUGCCAUGAAUGCGGAUAAUCACCAGCCUACAGCGUCUGAAAGCGCUAUUCAAACCUCGGUUUCAGGCGCUUCUAAAGCCUCAGCCGACUCCGUCUCAUCUAUUAUCGCUGUCCUGUCCUCUACGUUCACAUCUCUCCCGGAAACUUCGGCUAUCUUGACGUCAAGCUCACUGACUGCUGCAUCUUCAUUGGCGACACACGCUACCGGCCUAAGCUCACCAUCUUCGUCGUCUCACACUCCUACAUCGUCCGUUGCUAGCUCGAGUUCUCCAUCGGCUGAUGGCGCUGCGUCGCAUUCCAUUUCGCCUCACACAGCUACAUUUGACGUCGGUAUUACGCUGGCUGCGCUAGUCGCUGCAGGGUUCUUCCUUAUGUUGCUCAAUUGGUGCGUCCGGACUCGCAAGCGCUCAAAACGGCGCGCUCUUGAAAGUGCAACCGCUUGGCCGUGGGAUCGUGAUACUCCCGGUGGUCUUAUUGGUGCUCGCGACAACCUAGAAACAGGCCUUGGGUCAUCAAUACCAGACGAUGAUCUGGGAAUAUGGGUCGGCGACGAGUCCAGAGGCCCUGACACUCUGACUUCGGCAUUCAGGCAAUACCAAGUGAGCGAGAGCCACGAAUUCAGUCAAGCCACUCUCCCGGAUAGUCAUGCGUACCCGCUCCCUCCUGCACACAUCAGCCUUAACACGCGCCUCGCCAGCCCGUACCCGACCGUGCAGGUCCGGAGCGCGAACAGCAGCGUGCCCGACCUCGCUCCAGACUUGGGAAUGCUGCAGGUAGCUAACUUGAUGCCGGGAGAUGUCUCGUCUGAUGGCGAAGCCAGUCGCUCGAACUCUGUGCUUGGAACAGAUGCCAUGUUCCUUGACUAUGGAACGCUGUACCAACCAAUGACGGGGGACCGGCCGCGUUUCCUGGGCAUCGAUGGAGGUGGACUCGAAGUGCCUUGGGCUCCUUUGCAUCCUCGCAGGCACCGCUCGAACGCCAGCUACCAGUCUGCUGAUGCCAGUGUCACUAGCGAGAACGAGCUCGGUGUUCUGCCAUUCCCAGGCGAGAACGAAGCUCAGACCGGAAACGAGACUGGAAGCUGGGCGGCUUCAAUUCGCUCCAACGUCGUGAACGCCUUCAAUGCUGUGGUCCAUGGCAAUGGUGAUGAUACGAAAGCGGCCGACAACCUGACGGUCUCACCUCAUCGUAAGAACCGGAGUCGCACAGGCCGCGGUCCGAAGUCUGGUGUGGGCAUCAUGUCAAGAGGAAGCUCUGUCCACUCGAUCGUUUCUGAUACGAAGGAAUGGACCUUGGAGGAGAAGAGCGACGGCACAGGCGUCGUGCAUAUCCUCCUCCAAGACGCGCCUGAACAGAAGCCUGUACGGAGUCCUAACGACGAUAUUCAAAAGCCGCCGGCAGCCUUUGUGAAGUCCCGCGACCGCGAAGUCCCGUCAUCACCUCCCUACUUGACUCGCACGGGCAAGGACGCGGAGGGCACGGCGACCGACGAUGUUGGCCCGCAAGUACUCAUCCUAUUGCUCCGCUGUCUCCGUCGGCUCGGACAUGUCGAGGGUAUCGAGUAUGUGUUCAGAGCACUUGACUGA
This is a messenger RNA of Sparassis crispa, 1782 nucleotides long. RefSeq lists its product as hypothetical. Bases 1 to 1782 code for a protein of 593 amino acids. The transcript is spliced from 3 exons. NCBI's taxonomy places the organism in Eukaryota, Fungi, Basidiomycota, Agaricomycetes, Polyporales, Sparassidaceae. The record is from RefSeq and is a predicted model, not a curated record.